Molecule: messenger RNA, 1065 nt
Organism: Chilo suppressalis (striped riceborer)
Lineage: Eukaryota; Metazoa; Arthropoda; Insecta; Lepidoptera; Crambidae
Source: the annotation of a GenBank genome assembly
AUGCGUCGUGUUACUAAAAAGUUACUGAUCUUUUUGUUGGGUGUAUUGUUUACUUUUUUUUAUUGCGAGUACUUGAUUUAUUAUGUCGUUGUGUAUCAAUGCGCAUGGCCAUUAGUGAAUACAACGAAUGAUAAUUUGAAGGCAUUGAUAAUUGCCGACACGCAUUUACUUAGCCCGAGAAAAGGACACUGGCUAGACAAAUGGAGACGAGAGUUCCAGAUGCAACAAGCGUUCACGGCUAUCAUUACGGCACAUAAUCCAGAUGUCGUAUUUGUGUUAGGUGAUCUGUUUGACGAAGGUGAAUGGAGCAACGAAAGACAAUUUGAGGCGUAUGCCGCAAGAUUUUUCAAUUUGUUCUCGGUACCAAGUAAUACAUCCAUGUAUGUCGUUGCUGGUAACCAUGACAUAGGAUUCCAUAAUUUUAUAAGGCGUAAUUCUGCUGAAAGGUUUGUGAAGUUAUUGCACGCACCUGCCGUCCAAUUUCUUACUCUGAAAGGAAAUAAUUUCGUACUUAUAAAUUCAAUGGCUAUGGAGGGUGAUAAUUGUGAACUUUGUACGGAAGCAAGAAGUUAUAUUGACGAUAUACCUAAGAAGCUGAAUACAAGUAACGUGGAAUCCAAUGUUAGCCAACCAAUUCUUAUGCAGCAUUUUCCACUGUAUCGAGUAUCUGAUGCUGCCUGCACGGAACCAGAUGCCCCGCCACUGCCAGAAAGAAACAAACCGUUUAGGUCACGAAUCGACGCGUUGUCAAAAGAAUCGACGCUAUAUCUCGUAUCCAAGAUCAAACCGAGAGCAGUUUUCGGAGGGCACACUCAUCACGGAUGUUUAAUUCAUCAUUCCUAUGAAGACUUGAAAUCAAAUUUUUUUGAAUAUUCUGUGCCAUCGUUCUCAUGGAGAAAUAGGUCUGACCCAAAAUAUAUGCUGGUAACAAUCGCUCCUUUCGUUUAUGCUGUGAAUAAAUGUGGCUUGCCACAGGAGCCCACCAUAAUAUUAACGGCUAUCGUACUUAUAUUCAUCUUGAUAUAUUUCCUAAUGAGGAGGAAAUCCAUAGGAAGAGGUUACUGA